AUGAGUCCAACAGUGACGGCCUCUCCGCUCUCAGAGGUGGUUGGUGGUGGUUGUUGUUGUUGUUGGUGGUGGUGGUUGUUGGUGGUUGACCUGACACCGUCUGCAGACGCCGUGACCCGCUCCGACAACAGCAGAAAUGUGGAUUUCUUCAUUUGGGGGAAAGAGGACACCGGCCGGGCCCCGGGGAGAGUGGGGAAGACCCGGAAUCCAGACACAACCGGGGCCAAAACAGCUGAAGGGCCUCCUCCUCACGCUCCGCAGACAAACACACCACCACGAGGCCACAGAACCAGAGACCGGGUCAGCACUGGUCCGGCUCCGAUGGCUCAGAUUCUAGUCACUAACUACAGAUUCCAGAUCCUCUUCCACACCUCACAGUCUCCCUCUCAUCGCCGCAUGAACACUUCUGAUCCUCACAGUCUAUUCUGUGUAAAUAUUAAGAUGGAGGUUGGAUUCCCGUCACGAUAA
This is a messenger RNA of Knipowitschia caucasica, 468 nucleotides long. The record is from the annotation of a GenBank genome assembly. Lineage: Eukaryota; Metazoa; Chordata; Actinopteri; Gobiiformes; Gobiidae.